Macrosiphum euphorbiae (potato aphid) is the source of this 351-nucleotide messenger RNA. The record is from the annotation of a GenBank genome assembly. Lineage: Eukaryota; Metazoa; Arthropoda; Insecta; Hemiptera; Aphididae.
AUGCUGAAAACGCGACCGACCGCGGACGCAACCGACGAGUCGCCGGUGGUUUACCGGCGUGCGGGCUCUGUCGGUACUCGGUACUCGCUACUCUCUCGUUCUUCGUACCUACUUGCCGCUUGGUUUUUGUACGCGUUAUACACGACGCACCUCGCGUUUAUGUGUAUAAUUUUUUGUUUCUCGCGUCUCGUGCAGUCGUGCUCCAUCCUGUCAGACCCUCAUGUCAGCCGGAGCAGUAACGAAUUAAACCUACGUGAUCUUGUGGUUGAUGAAGUUGUGACACUCGCCGAAAUAAACGGUAUUCCGAGUCCAUACCACGUGUUUUGGUCGGGAUCGUCCAGCCGGCCUUAA